AUGGACAAGUCAUUCCAGAGGUUCUCCCGUCCGAAAUACGACAUGCUAUCAUGUCGGGUUGAAAAAGUCUUGGAUGAAGGACAGCCAUGCGAGCAAGCAGGGUUUCGAAAAGGAUUCAGCACGAUUGACCACGUUCACACUGUUUCGAAACUCAUCAAAGUAUCACGAGAGUACAAGAUGCCGUCCUGUCUCACCUUCAUCGACUUGAAGAAGCCUUCGACUCAGUUGAGACGGAAGCAGAAUACAAUGCAAAAGUUGGAAUGGGACUACAUGGGAGUGAAGGUUGAUGGUCGGCAGCUACACUAUUUGCACUUUGCUGAUGACAUCGUACUGAUAACACCUAGCAUCAGCCAAGCGGAAAGAAUACUGACCGAAUUCGACGAAAUAUGUGGAUGCAUCAUGUGA
Necator americanus (New World hookworm) is the source of this 405-nucleotide messenger RNA. RefSeq lists its product as uncharacterized. The record is from RefSeq and is a predicted model, not a curated record. Lineage: Eukaryota; Metazoa; Nematoda; Chromadorea; Rhabditida; Ancylostomatidae. The transcript has 3 exons. Bases 1 to 405 code for a protein of 134 amino acids.